AUGUACGGAGAGAUCGGGAACAAGCUGGUCCAGCAUGCAAAACGGACGCAAUCGCUUGCCCACCUUCCGCCGUAUCAAACAGAAAUGGUCCGCGCUGUCGCCCGAGAGGCUCGCGACCUGGACAAAGAUGUUGCAACCAUCCUCGAGCCCUUCGCGGGGUCCUUCAACCCCUCCGCCGAGCCUGCUACUGCCUGCGCGCUGUUAGUAAAUCACUUGUGCAUGAGGAGAAACAAGCGCUGCUUGCUGGCUUAUCAUCGCGUGCGGACGGACAAGCUGGAGGAGAUGUGCUGGAGCGGCAUUGACGUGCUGGAGCGGCAGCAGCAGCAGUCAAACAAAGCCGGCGAGGGAGUAGCGUCAAUGGGGCCGGAUAGCAAUUCGAGCAGCUUGAGUCCUGAAGAGGAGGAAUAUGUUCGGCAAUACAGCGACUUGCUUGCUGCAUACAAAGGGCAAUGGACAGACAUUGAUCUGACUGGCAGCCUUGAGCCACCAAAGGACCUGUUCAUUGACGUCCGGGUGCUCAAAGACGCUGGCGAAAUUCAGACUGAAUACGGCGCGAUCACUUUGACCAAGAAUAGUCAAUUCUACGUACGCCAGGGCGACGUAGAGCGACUUAUUGCACAGGGAUACCUCCAGCGCUUGAGCUGA
Molecule: messenger RNA, 645 nt
Organism: Trematosphaeria pertusa
Lineage: Eukaryota; Fungi; Ascomycota; Dothideomycetes; Pleosporales; Trematosphaeriaceae
Product: GINS complex, Psf1 component
Exons: 3
Coding region: 1-645 (214 amino acids)
Biological process (GO): DNA replication; DNA strand elongation involved in mitotic DNA replication
Cellular component (GO): GINS complex
Source: RefSeq, a predicted model, not a curated record